AUGUUUGGCAUGUAUUCAUCACAACGAAUGAAGGACUGGAGAAUUAUUGUGUCAAUUUACGAAAAGAAUUUGGUUUAUCUUGUUGAAUGUGCUCAAAUUCUUCAACCAAAUGUAACUUUUGAAAUUCCUGCAUUGAAAAAACCAAUAAAUAAAUGUCAACAAAUUCGAGAAGAAUGUCAUACACGUCAUGAAGAAUUAGAUAAAAGUAUUCAUAAAAUUGAAAAACAAUAUGCAUAA
Molecule: messenger RNA, 237 nt
Organism: Rotaria sp. Silwood2
Lineage: Eukaryota; Metazoa; Rotifera; Eurotatoria; Philodinida; Philodinidae
Source: the annotation of a GenBank genome assembly